Molecule: messenger RNA, 2293 nt
Organism: Rubroshorea leprosula
Lineage: Eukaryota; Viridiplantae; Streptophyta; Magnoliopsida; Malvales; Dipterocarpaceae
Source: the annotation of a GenBank genome assembly
CUAGCAUUAACGACACUCGGUGAUGAAAUGAUCAGCCUGCAACCCCCAACAGAAACGCUGCGACCUUAAGCUCCUUACCCUGCUUCUUCUCCUUCAACGGCGGACCGCCCGCACCCCCAACCCACCCCGAUUUUCACUCCAUUAAACGGCGCCGGGUUUUUCGGGAAAGGUUGUGCGGACGUGUGUACACUACAUGUAUAAUAAAGCGCAACUUUUGGUAGAUACCGUUAGCGGUUUCCCGUCACCGGUAUUCUUCCCUCCCAUGCAUCUGUGUUAACUAAUGGGUUGUAUCCUCGGCAAGCCGUCAACACGCAGUGUUCGACGGAGUGUCGGUGGAGGUUCGGCCCACCGCCCCCGUCGUCGGAGCGCUGGUGAUGGGUCCAUAACUACUGUUACUGUUGCUGGUGCGGCCAACGCUGGCAGGGAUGAGAAAGAACCGGAGAGAGAGGGGCAACAGAAAGCGAGACACACUGGGGAUUUUCCAGGUAAUGGUAUGGGCCUGGAGCGUCGGAGGCCACGGCUGGAGGUGAACCAACAGGGGUGGCCCUCCUGGCUUGUUGCUGUCGCCGGUGAUGCCAUUCGUGACUGGACCCCUCGCCGAGCCAACACUUUCGAGAAACUCGACAAGAUUGGGCAAGGGACUUACAGUAACGUGUACAAAGCCAGGGAUCUUUUGACUGGGAAGAUAGUGGCAUUGAAGAAGGUUAGAUUUGAUAAUUUGGAGCCAGAAAGUGUGAAGUUCAUGGCUAGAGAGAUUCUUGUAUUAAGGAGGCUUGACCAUCCCAAUAUAAUCAGGCUUGAGGGUUUGGUUACUUCUAGGAUGUCUUCUAGUCUCUACUUGAUUUUUGAGUACAUGGAGCACGAUCUUGCUGGACUCGCGGCCUGCCAAAGGAUCAAGUUCACUGAGCCACAGGUAAAGUGCUAUGUGAAGCAGUUACUUUCUGGGCUUGAGCAUUGCCACAACCGGGGUGUAUUGCACCGUGAUAUUAAGGGUUCUAAUCUUCUAAUUAAUGAUGAAGGGAUUCUAAAAAUUGCUGAUUUUGGAUUGGCUACUUUCUUUAAUCCUGAUCACAAGCAGCCCCUGACUAGUCGGGUAGUCACUCUCUGGUACCGACCACCUGAACUUCUUCUUGGGGCCACUUAUUAUAGUGUUGGUGUGGACCUCUGGAGUGCUGGCUGCAUUUUGGCAGAGCUACUAGCUGGGAAGCCAAUAAUGCCAGGAAGGACAGAGGUUGAACAACUACACAAGAUAUUUAAGUUGUGUGGCUCUCCCUCUGAGGAGUACUGGAAGAAGUCGAAAUUGCCAAAUGCAACACUCUUCAAGCCACAGCAGCCAUACAAAUGCUGUAUAGCAGAAACCUUCAAGGAUUUUCCACCUUCUUCUAUACCUCUAAUUGAAACACUUCUAUCUAUAGACCCUGAUGAGCGAGGCACUGCUACUGCAUCUCUGAAUAGUGAAUUCUUUACCACUGAACCAUAUGCUUGUGAGCCAUCAAGUUUACCAAAGUAUCCUCCUACCAAAGAAAUUGAUGUAAAAUUGAGAGAUGAAGAAGCAAGAAGACAAAAAGGUCUAGGUGGGAAAGCUAGUGCAGUUGAUGGUGCCAGAAGGGUUAGGGUUCGUGAACGUGCCAGUCGGGCAAUUCCAGCCCCUGAAGCAAAUGCAGAAAUUCAAGCAAACUUAGAUAGAUGGAGAGUUGUUACACAAACAAAUGCAAAUGCUAAGAGCAAGAGUGAGAAAUUCCCACCUCCCCAUCAAGAUGGAGCAGUUGGACAUCCCCAGGAUGCAUCACACAAAGCCCCCGUCUCAUUUGGUACGACAGAUACUUCUUUUGGCUCAUCAUUUUUCAACAAUAAGUCAUCUGGAUCUUCUAAAAGUGCCGGCCCCCCUGGAGGUCCUUCAAGGAGGAGGAAAACCAAUAAAGAAGACCUCCAGAGGGCUCCAUCUGGAAGUUUCAUCCAUGGUUUGAAGCCAUGUGCAAGAGGGAUAUCAAUGGAUAUGCUAUUUAGGGGUAAAUCUGAGAUCUUUGGGAGCCAUAAAUAGAAUGGUGAUACUCCUUUUUGUACUUACCUAUAUAUAUUUUUGAGAAGUAGGUAUUUAGUUGCAUUUUUUCCAUUUGUUACUCCUCAUUUAUUGUAAUUUGAUGGUAUAAAUAACUGGUAUAUAGCCUGCAACCUCAUUAAGUUGGUUCAUGAUCUACAAAUGGAAUUCCACUUUUUGUUGUACAUAGACUCUGGACAGAGUGCUGAAUCUUCUUAAUGUUGGCUGAAAAAAAAAUGAAACAUGCACAUUCAC